GAGGGAGAGGGAGAAGGAGAAGGAGAAGGAGAAGGAAGGCGGUGGCGGCGGUGGCGACGGAGUGGUGAUUUCGAAUUCGGAAUUGGAAUCGAAGGAUGGACGUGAUCAAGACCCAGCAGGUGUCGUCGCGGCCGAUCGAGAAGGUGAUCGUCCACCCCCUCGUCCUCCUCAGCAUCGUGGACAACUACAACAGGGUCGCCAAGGACACCCGCAAGCGCGUCGUCGGCGUCUUGCUUGGCAGCUCCUUCAAGGGCGUCGUCGACGUCUCCAACAGCUACGCAGUACCAUUUGAGGAAGAUGAGAAGGAUCCAAGCAUCUGGUUUCUCGAUCACAAUUACCAUGAAGCAAUGUUUGGCAUGUUCAAGAGAAUAAAUGCCAAGGAGCAUGUUGUGGGGUGGUACAGCACUGGUCCGAAAUUGCGAGAGAACGACCUCAAUGUGCAUAGACUAUUUGAUGAUUAUGUCCCUAAUCCUGUGUUGGUCAUAAUUGAUGUUCAACCCAAAGAGCUAGGUAUACCAACCAAAGCAUACUGUGCUGUUGAAGAGGUUAAAGAGAAUGCCACACAGAAGAGCCAGAAGGUGUUUGUGCACGUACCUUCAGAAAUUGCUGCUCAUGAAGUUGAGGAGAUAGGUGUUGAGCACUUGCUAAGGGAUGUGAAGGAUACAACUAUUAGCACACUUGCCACAGAGGUUACCGGAAAACUUACUGCAUUGAAGGGGUUGGAUGCGAGGCUUCGAGAGAUAAGGAGUUAUCUAGAUCUUGUUAUUGACGAAAAGCUUCCAUUAAACCAUGAGAUUUUGUACCAUUUACAGGACGUGUUCAACUUACUUCCAAACCUCAAUGUGGCUGAGCUGGUCAAGUCUUUUGCUGUGAAAACAAAUGAUAUGAUGCUGGUGAUAUAUCUCUCUUCCCUAAUUCGCAGUGUAGUUGCUCUCCACAACUUGAUUAACAAUAAGAUUUUGAACAAGGAACAUGAGAAGGCGGAAGACUCGAAGCCUGUUGAUGUUCCUGCUGCAGCGGGAAGCUGAAUAAGGGACGGUAUCAGCUGUUGACAUUCGGCUAGUGUUUCUCCAUCAACAGUUUGUGCUCGCCAUUUCUUUCUGAGCUCGCGGCCGUGGAGAAGAAACAGAGGCAUGGAAGGAAAGCAGUGGAUAAUGACGGCAAAUAUCGGUCACUGUGAGAGAGGCGUUCGGUCUUUUUGGCAGUGACAAUCUUCUUUCUUUGCCAGUCGAAUGAUGGAGAUGCACUCGCUGCCGUGCAUUCUCUUGCUUCCUUUGUGUGCUGUGCUGUAGAUGUUAAUUUGCUGCAAGCUCUUAUCUUAAUUUAAAUUUGAGAUUCAACUGGCACUGAUUCAACUAGAUACUGAAGCUCCCUAUCUUUACCUGAAUUCAAAAGCUGCUUUCAGUCUGCA
Messenger RNA from Syzygium oleosum, 1411 nucleotides. RefSeq names its product 26S proteasome non-ATPase regulatory subunit 7 homolog A-like. Gene Ontology annotation, biological process: proteasome-mediated ubiquitin-dependent protein catabolic process. The record is from RefSeq and is a predicted model, not a curated record. Lineage: Eukaryota; Viridiplantae; Streptophyta; Magnoliopsida; Myrtales; Myrtaceae. Gene Ontology annotation, cellular component: proteasome regulatory particle; proteasome complex. The transcript has 10 exons. Gene Ontology annotation, molecular function: protein binding; metallopeptidase activity. Bases 96 to 1028 code for a protein of 310 amino acids.